AUGGACAAAGCCUUGAAUCCAUGUGACAUCUCUCAGUCCAGAGAAGGUGCUCUUGACUCCUUUCCUCUCUGCAGUCGCAGCUCCUCAGUCAUGUUGCGUCCGACGGUCCUCAGCCUUCUCCUGGCAUGCACAGUGUCUCUCAGCAGCUCUGCUGUCUUUCUGGAGAAUGGCAUGCCCAUUCUGUGGGCCCAAACGGCCGGACAAGUGACUGACCUGCCCAUAGACAACGACAUCCUGACUCCCAACCCCUGGCACUUCCUUCACCGCAUGAGUCUUUACCGGCUGAUGAUAGUUGCUACAGACCCGUUCAUGGGCUCCAUGGGGACGAAUGCCACAGAUAGUCCUUUGUGGGGGCUUCCUCUGCAGCUUGGGUGGAUGCUGACUUCAGGACGUCUUGCUGAUCCAACCGGUGCUACAACAUGCGGCCUGCAAACAGGAGAUACUACGUGUAUUUCUACUCAGAGCUGGUGGAGCUGUGUGAGCUACUUUGUCUCUGCAUUGCCCUUCCUGUCUGCUGCACAGCAAGGCUUCUUUGGAGCAGGAGUUCAGGUCCAGAUGCAGGUGCCUGAAGGUGUAACGGACUAUUGCACAACAUACACUGACUGUGCGGCUCGCUACCCUGAUGCCAUGUCCAAGUGGGACGCCUUUUUCCAGGGCCUGAAGGCUGCGACUGGCUCUCCUCUUCCUGAAAAUGAGAAAAAAGACGCUCUCCUCGGCCUCUACUGGGCAGCCCAAAUGGCUUCAACUCAUGCCUCUGCUGCAUGCAACACCAAGCAGAGUCACUACUCUUCUGCUGAGGUGUCGUUUGCAAACAGCUGGCUGAACUCAGCAGAGUACGUUUCAGCAGCACAUUUCCAUUCCAAUUUGGAAAGAUCUGCGAAGUUCAUAUCCCCCCUGCCAAGUCGAAUUUUACAGGUGGGCGACAGUGCUCCUAACAUUGCCGAUCUGAGUCAGGAGGAGAACCACACACUGUCUAUUUUCUCCUGGAUGAAAAACAUCAACACUCUACUGGGCGGAUCGCUGGUGCGUAUGUGGAGAGGUGCCAUGUGUUCAGUGACCACGAGAGAGAAAGGCAGAGAGAUGUUGGAGCAGCUCCUGCUGAAUCCUGCCUUCGCCACCAACACUUUCAUGUCCAUCGUCACUGGGAUGACUACGAGCUGCUGAAUGAAUUACUCAGAGUUCACUGAGAGAAGACACUUGCCACACGGGAAGACAUUACGGAAAUUUCUGUUCAGUAAUGAAAGACAGUCAUGUCAUUAUUCAGAGGCCGUGGAUCAACACGUGGACAGUCUGAGAUUACAGCUGAAAGGAGUUAAUCCUCUGAAUGUCUUUGUUCUCAUCACUCUCAUGUGGAUAUGUGUGUCCCAGUAAACCAUCAACACACCCUCA
Scatophagus argus is the source of this 1389-nucleotide messenger RNA. Its product is annotated as protein LEG1 homolog. The transcript is spliced from 9 exons. The coding region runs from base 1 to 1164 and encodes 387 amino acids. Lineage: Eukaryota; Metazoa; Chordata; Actinopteri; Scatophagidae. The record is from RefSeq and is a predicted model, not a curated record.